Messenger RNA from Mauremys reevesii (Reeves's turtle), 2515 nucleotides. RefSeq names its product pleckstrin homology like domain family A member 2 (gene PHLDA2). Gene Ontology annotation, biological process: positive regulation of apoptotic process. The transcript has 2 exons. Gene Ontology annotation, molecular function: phosphatidylinositol phosphate binding. Lineage: Eukaryota; Metazoa; Chordata; Testudines; Geoemydidae. The record is from RefSeq and is a predicted model, not a curated record. Bases 113 to 511 code for a protein of 132 amino acids.
AGCGCCCGUCGCCCAUUGCAGCUGGAGGAGGCGCCGGAGCAGGAGCAGCUGCAGAGUUCUCCGGCUCGCAGCGCGUGGCAGAGGGAGCCCGGGGCUGCGCCUGGCGCGGAGGAUGAAGAUGCCGGGCGAGGUGAUCCGGGAGGGCGAGCUGGAGAAGCGCAGCGACAGCCUCUUCCAGUUCUGGAAGAAGAAGCUGGUGGUGCUGACCAAGGACAGCCUGAGCCUCUUCCCGGACGGGCACAAGCGCGCCCGGGGCAAGGAGCUGGGCUUCCACUCCAUCCUCAAGGUGGACUGCGUGGAGCGCACGGGCAAGUACAUCUACUUCACCAUCGUCACCACGGACCGCAAGGAGAUCGACUUCCGCUGCCCGGACCAGAGCUGCUGGAACGCCUCCAUCACCAUGGCGCUCAUCGACUUCCAGAACAAGCGGGCCAUCCAGGACUUCAAGAGCCGCCAGGAGCUGGAGCAGGCGGCGGGCAGCCAGGAGCGGCGCCUGGCCCGGGCGCCCUGAGCAGCCCGCGGCCCGGCAGGACGGACGGCGAAAGAAUGCACCGCAUCAGAUCGAGUGUCUUGGACUGAAAUGGGACAGGGUACCAAUGAAGGAAAGCAAAGAAGGUGGCUGGGAACAGUUGGGUUUCCUCCAAGUCUGAGGCUGCUGAGCAAAGAGCCCUGAGCUUCGCCUGAGAUGCAUUUUAAAAACCAAAGACUCUUUCAAAAGGACUUCUGGUGAAGCUUCAAGAAGUUUCUUAGUGGCACAGCUUUGCAAACUAUUCUUAUCUAUUUAUGAGAUGCAAAGAAUAUUCAGCGCCCAUUGGUGCAAAACAAACCCAAUUUAAAUUAUUUGUGGUAUCUAUAUUUGUAUUUAUUUUGAUGAAUGUCUUUAAGCAGAUGUCUUAAUAUUGCUUUUGCAUUAAUGUGUCCAUUCCAAAUAAAUUACUUGAAAUGUUCACAUUUUAUUACUAUACACUAUAGUGCAGUAUGUUUUUUGGUGCAGGUUGCAGAAGAAUAGUUCAUAGACACCAUCUGUAAAUAGGGCUACACUAAUCUAUCCAAACACUUUUUUUGUUAAUAAAAAUACUAGUAUGCUUUGAUAACAGAAAGCUGAUAUGUCUGUAGGAAAGAGCCUGUUUCAGUUGGUCUCCAAUCAGAAAAUCAGUUGCAUCUAAAUUAGGAAUUGCUAUACUGUAUCAGACCUGGCCCUUCUAAUCCAGAAUUCAAUAGUUAGGAUUAGUUGCGUUUGAGGAAGGUGCAAGAACCCCUGCAGACACCAGUUACAGAAUAAAAGUGCCUUGCAGAAUGCUUCCUCUAAUACCCCCUGCUUGCUUAGUGCAGAAGAAGAGGGAUAGCUGAACUGGUUCAGGAUAAAAUAAAGACCAACAUAUAGAAUGAAGGUUCAUAUAACAAGUUCCCUGUUAUUUCACAUCUCCAUGCAUCUUUGCAGUUUCUAGAUCCAGCCAGGAUCAGCCAUGCUGAAUGGGAGGGGCUGUUCUCAUGGGGUUUCCAGCCUAACCAGAGGCAGGAAGUGCUGUACAUCUUACCAGUUUCUUCUUAGGACACUUUGCAGAGCCAAGGGGUUGGAGAAAUAGCUGAACUUUUUGGUACUGUGCUUGGGAAAAUCAGGUCUUAUGAGACAUUGCUAAUUAAUCUACAUUUCCUUGAGAGUAAUUCUGCAACAUACAGCUAUCCUUUCUCUACAGCUAGAAAGGGGACGUACAAGGACAAAUGCAUUUGGCACUGAAACUGAGUUGCAAGUCUCUUCCUGUGUAGUGUUUCUUACUAAUGGUCUGAAACUGAAAUCCUUACUCAGGUAAAGUUCCCACUGACUUCCACAGAGUCUUGGUUGAGGGAGACAAGAGAGUAUUGGUGGAAACUACAAAGAUUAUACUGAGAACAGCAUGUAGGAGGGUUAAUUAAGGGCUGAUUAAAGCAUAGUUCUAAUAAGGAGCUAGUGGAGGGUGUGGCUCAAAAGGGAAGUGCUUGCUCACCCAAGAACUGGGAAAUGCCAUGGCUAUAAACUACUAAUGAGGUUUUGUAAGUUAUGGAUUAGCUGCUUCUUUCCCACAGGAUGAAAUAGGCUUCAGCUAUCAGUUGUUUGGACCAUCUUGAAGAAAGUCUUGGUUCUGAUUCCCUAUGUAUGGCUGGUAGGAAGAAAUGCUCUGCAUUGAGGGGUUUGUGCCUUAAAGCAGAAGGAUACAGUACUUAGUUUCCUGAACAUGAAGGUUUUUCAGUUACCUGUACUGCAUUUCCUGGAACACUCUCCCUAAAGAGGGGUGAGUUUCCCUUUUUUUUUUUUUUUUCCAGGUGGGGUUAAAGCAUGACUUAAAUACGGAUUUGGGUAGCUAACUUUAGGACACCAUGUCUGAAAAAUCUGGAUGACAUGCCUUUACUUCCAUUCUACAGUGUAAGAGAUGAUAGACCCUCCCCUGUAUGUGGGGGUGACUGAAAUGCGGUUGCUGGAACUUCCGUAACUAUUAGCGUUUGAUGUUGUAUUGCUCAGAGGCCUAAAUGGGGAUCU